Molecule: messenger RNA, 728 nt
Organism: Microstroma glucosiphilum
Lineage: Eukaryota; Fungi; Basidiomycota; Exobasidiomycetes; Microstromatales; Microstromataceae
Exons: 1
Coding region: 112-576 (154 amino acids)
Source: RefSeq, a predicted model, not a curated record
GCGGGGUCUAUAGUGCCUCUGCGGCGCAAAUGGGUCUGGUACGGUCAGGUCCCAGGCACACAGAUACCGGCGGCUUGACUCGGCGUGAGAGCGCGGGACGGGACGGCCCGGAUGAGCCCCUGUUUCGAAAGUCGUUCUUGCUUCCGGGGGCAGCGCAGGAUUUCUAGGGCAUGGUCUGCUGACAUCAAGAAUGGGAACGGAAAUCUCGGGCCUCAAGAGCAACCCCUCGGCGUCGGUCGGAUGCCGGGCCGCUCCGCACAGGUACCGGGAAAGGUACUGUACCCCGCAAAUCGAUCUACGCCCGCUGCAUGGUGUCAGCGUCGUACCCCAGACUCGAUUCAAAUACCUACCCCUAUCCUCUCAGGUUCGCUCGCGCUGCCAUGUCCUUUCUCCUUUCCUACACAACUGUUCUCAGCCAUUGUAAGCAGAUCUCACGCCUCCUCUUCGUCGUCUGCCAUGACUCGCCCAAGCAAAGUCUCCAGUGGCUUCAUCGGGUAUGAUGUGGGGCUGUCGGGUACUCCACUAUUGAGCGUUGUGACCUCCUGCUGCGCUCUCGGCUUUCUCCUGGUAGGGUGAGACAGAAGAGAUGAGGGGAAGUUCAGAGGCGAGCAUGUAUACUCAACUACCCUUUGUGGGUUUCUCUCCGUUUUGAAUCUCCUUGUGCAGCUACGACAAUGGUGUCUUUGGGUGAGUCAAUUGUGUUGGGUGCUGGAGGGCCAGCUCGGAUU